ACUCCUCUCUCGGCUCUCCGUCAGUCCGCGCGCCGCGCAGGGGAGAGAUUGAAAGUGACACGCUCACAUUGUUGCUCUUGAGAUUUUACGCCGCCGUUAAUAGGUAACGUCCGCGUCGCGCAAAGCAAGAUACCUGACAUCUGUUUUUAGCUCGGGUUCCCUUUGUGCGCGCGCGGCAGCGUAGAUGGACGUUUUUUAGAUUUUGAUGCUCUCUUUGCGCCCGCCGCUGAGGUUCUCGGCUCUGCCACGGACACUCGUGACUCAAACUCGCGGUGAACGCUCGGAGUCUCUCAGUUCCAGUGGCUCGGUCGCAGCGCGCAGCGCACGGAGCCCAAGUGUCCAACACCGAACCCACCGAACUCGACCGUGUUCAGUCCUCCGCGAGGCAGCGACAAGCCCAGCCCUGGAUUCAAUACUUUUAAUCAAUGGACAGAGCCCUCUCAACGGCCAACCGAGGUACCGACACGCCAUAAGCAGUCCUUAUCCUCUGGCUGGUGUUCCCCCUGUAGUGUGGAGGGGGAUGGAGCGUGGCGGAGGAGAGAGUCCUCGUUUACGGGACAGCCCAGAGCGACGUGGGAGCAGCAGUCCUGAUAUCGGCGGCCCCCCACCAAAGUUGGGCCGCCUGGAGCUCAAUGGCAGUCCCACAGGUCAUCGCAGUCGCCACAAUGGGGCCCCACAGAGACCUCUCGGUGGUCUGAUGAUUCCAGUCUUCUGCGUGGUGGAGCAGCUGGAUGGAGGGAUGAUAUCGGAUGGAGAGAGCCGGGAGGAACAUGCCGAGUUCGUGUUGGUCAGGAAAGACAUCCUCUUCACUCAGCUGGUUGAGACUGCACUUCUCGCCCUUGGAUACUCCCACAGUUCUGCAGCCCAGGCACACGGCAUCAUUAAGGUGGGCCGCUGGAACCCCCUGCCCAUCCAUUACCUGACAGAUGCUCCAGAGGCAACAGUUGCUGAUAUGUUGCUGGACGUUUAUCACAUGGUCACGCUACGCAUCCAGCUACAGAGCUUUGCUAAACUGGAGGACCUUCCGUCAGAGCAGUGGAAUCACGCUACAGUACGCAACGCCCUCAAAGAGCUGCUCAAAGAGAUGAACCAGAGCACGCUGGCCAAAGAAUGUCCGCUCUCUCAGAGUAUGAUCUCCUCGAUAGUGAAUAGCUCCUACUAUGCUAACGUCUCAACAGCCAAGUGCCAAGAAUUUGGUCGCUGGUACAAGAAGUAUAAAAAAAUUAAAGGGGACUAUUUGUGGCAAGGACGGGAGAGCUCGGAAAUCAAGGUUGAAAGGGACAGUCUCACUGACUUCUGUGUAUUAGCCCAGCGUCCGCCCCCUCACCUUGCUGGUCUGGCGCAGCUCGGUCCGUUGAACAGUGGCGGGUCUCUGGUGAAAGGUGGCUCUGGAGAACCUCAGAAUUCAGCCCAGUCUCAGCCUCCAUCUCAAGGGCAGCCCCAAGCUCCAUCAUCUCACGGACAGCUCCAUCACAGUCCUCCGCUAAGGGCUCAGGUGCCUCCUCCACCUCCGCCAGCCGCGCUGCAACCUCUUUUGGCACCCGGAGGACUCCUCUCACCCCAGCUCAGUCCACAGCUGGUGAGGCAGCAGUUAGCCAUGGCUCAUCUUAUAAACCAGCAGCUGGCCGUCAGCCGCCUCCUGCAUCAGCACCCACAGGCUCUCAACCAGCAGUUUCUCAAUCACCCACCCAUCCCGCGGCCUAGCAAGUCCGGUGGUCCUGGAGAGCCCGGGUCCAACCCCUCGGCUGCGGAAGUUUCCUCUGAUAUCUACCAGCAGGUGCGAGAUGAGCUGAAAAGAGCCAGUGUCUCACAGGCAGUGUUCGCUCGAGUUGCCUUCAACCGUACACAGGGCCUGUUAUCAGAGAUCUUGCGAAAAGAGGAGGACCCACGCUCAGCCUCUCAAUCCUUGCUAGUAAACCUCAAAGCCAUGCAGAACUUCCUAAACUUACCUGAGAGCGAGAGGGACCGAAUUUACCAGGAAGAGCGGGAGCGCAGCAUGAACCCUCCUGUGAGUCUGCCCCCAAGCACAAACCCCAACCCUGGUGGCGCCCGCCUUUCUCAGAAAGUGUGGGAGCGCAGCAUCGAUGAACAGUUAACCCCUGACGCGUGGGCAUCUAUUUGGAAGAAUAAAACCAAAAUAACAAACUCGUCCAAAACUUCUGGUCCGAACCCUGACCUUCCUCUGAAACUUGAGCCGCUGGUUAACAUCACUUCAGCCAUUUAUGACGAAAUCCAGCAGGAGAUGAAACGGGCAAAAGUGUCUCAGGCCCUUUUCGCUAAGGUGGCAGCCAAUAAGAGCCAAGGAUGGCUGUGUGAGCUGCUUCGCUGGAAAGAGAGUCCCAGCCCGGAGAACAGGACUCUAUGGGAGAACCUGUGUACCAUCCGGAGGUUUUUGAGCCUUCCACAAACAGACAGGGAUCUGGUGUAUGAGGAGGAGUCCCGCCAUCACCACAGUGAACGGCUGCACACUGUACUGCAUUUGCCCACUGACCCUCAGAAGAAAAAACAUGUUUGGAACAAGUGGAAGCAGGCACUUCACAGACAACCCAUGCAGCCACUAAAGGACCACUCUCCCAUCCGAGAAGAACCUGUUCCCAGUUCUGGAGCCGAAGAUAACCCCCAGGCUAUUGCUGGUUCAGGCAACAGUGGAGGAGUUGGCAACGUCACAAAAAAACCUCGCUCCCGCACCAAGAUCUCUCUGGAGGCUCUAGGCAUCUUACAGAGCUUCAUUCAAGAUGUGGGCCUCUACCCUGACCAGGAAGCAAUCCACACCCUUUCAGCUCAACUAGAUCUGCCCAAACACACCAUUGUUAAGUUCUUCCAGAACCAGCGUUAUCACGUGAAGCAUCAUGGCCGACUGAAAGAGCUAGGAUCUGAGGGAGGCGGUGUCGACGUAGCCGAAUAUCGUGAUGAGGAGCUGCUCUCCAGUUCGGAGGAUGCGGAAUCCAGUGAAGAUGGCCACGAGGAGAUCUACAGUGGGCAUGAAAGCGCACCAGCUGGAGCAGUCAACUCAAUCUCAACUCCAGCUGUUUCUUCAGGCCAGGAUGAGAAUAAAGACAAAGGCCUGCCUCUGGGAUCAGCCAGACCCAGCUCCCUGCCCCCUUGUGGUUCAUCUCCAAGUCCUCGAGAUCAAGCAGAAUAUCAGAGAUAAAACAGUCUCAACAAAGACUAUACUGUCAGUGGGGAAAGGCAAGGAGUGAGCACUUAUAACUAUUCUGUAGUGGAGGAGAGACAGCUUAGAAACUUACUGACAAAGACACAGUGUCCUCUGAGGACCUGUAGAAGGCAAACCAAACUAGACAAGAUCUGCAUUUUGAUUAAGGUGAUAUGGUGUAGAAAGAUGAGUUGUGAUCUACUCCCGGCCUCAUACCUCACAAGUUACUUACAGGGAUAGCAUGGUAAGGAAGCAGUCCCUAUGGCGUGCUACAAAGGAGGGAAUUUGGUUGGCUGGGAAGCAUUCAUUUUCUAGAUGUAACUCAUCAAUUUUAGGCAAGAUAGCUGCCACAACCCCAACAUGUCACAAGCAUUCAAAUGUGCAUGCUAAGAAUGUCAAGAAGGCCAGUCUUUCACUAAGUGUUUCAUUUCUAAUCUGAGAGCAGGGGGUCUCUCUCAAAAUACCACUAUCCAUGCCCCCUCUUUAUCUCUGCAGGGCUAAAAUGGCAGGGACAGUGCUUUAGAUGAGCCAAUGAUCUCCUAUGGGACACCAACAACUUCACUCCUGUCCAAUCAGGGAGCCUAGUGGGCGGCUGUAGCUGUCCUCAUCUUCCCCUCCAUGAUGGGGCAUUCUGGUGGUCGCCAACUGAGGGCUGUGCUUGACUGCUAAAGCGGUUGGUUGGGUUGGAGGUACAGAUGAGAUCUUGGGUGUACACAUAAGCCCAGCCCAGGAACCCUACUAUAAACACAUGUGGUGUGCUGAAAGGUCCACAGUUAGCCCAGUGGCGCUUUUGAAGACCACGCCAUCCUUCCCACAACCAGCCACAAGCGUCAUUCCAAGCAGUCCCACAUGGUUCAAGAAAUCACUCUUUUACCCCCACCACCCAUGCACACCCAAUACAGACUGUGCACAACAUCCCAAUCCAUCAGUCCUGUCCAGUGAUUGAAGGUUUGCUUUAUACAGAUAUGUUUAGAUUGUAGGUUUCAUUGCAGGUUUGCUCUCUCUACACUUAAAAGACAGUGAGAAUAAAACAUAAUUGGCGGGAGGACUGACUGCUAUGGACAGAAGGACACUGGUGAGGGUGCAGUCUAAUUGCAUCUGCCUCUGGCCUAGUGGAGAAGAGCAAAGCAUUUCCAGCAACUGCGCUUGCGUGGAAGUGCGGUAGUUCUUCUCUCUUCCGUCACCUCCCACAGCUUUCUCUUUUACUGACUGAUGCCCACAAUGUCCUGAUUUGACCACACUCACCCACACCCAACUCCACAGCACUAUUUAUUGCUAUCUUCACCCUCAAUUAUUAUUGUUGUUAUUGUUAUUAUUGUUAUUAUGGUUGUUCUUGCUGUUAUUUUUAGUUCUAUUUUCAUGGUCUAAUAUCAGCUUUUGGCUUGCAGCAGAUGUUUUGGUAAUGAGAGACGUUGUGAAAGAAAGAAACACUGCCAAAACAGAGAGGAACGAAUUGGAAGCAGUUACUGAAGUUACUGAGUCAAUCAUGUGAUAUGUACUGCCAAUUCUAUCAGCAUUAUGUACUUUUCCAAAGAGAACAGCACUUGGCAGAUGAGGUGUUGAAUAUUAAAACAAUAGAAAUAAGAGGAAUCAUUGGAAUUUAUAUGAUCUUUUUGUGUAUACGAUGACAAUCCUUCUUUUGAGCCAAUCAGAACUCAGCAAGCAUGGACUCUGCAUUCUGAUUGAAACUUUGAUCAGCAUAACUUGAGGCAACAUGGCCACCUGUUGCAAAUCAUCCAUGACACCGUGGCAACACUUGGAUCCAGGGUUCUGAUUUGUUUUUGAGAAUCAGCUGCUACUUGCUCUUUCACAGAUAAUAGACAAAAUGUUGUUAACCUUAUGCUAACCCUUAAACUAUUUUUGUUUCAAACGAGUGAUAAUUGUGGUCUAUGUCCAUGUUUUGUCUACUAAAAAUGGAAAAAUGUUUUAUUUAGAAUCUUUAAUGUGCAAAAUGCUGAUGUGGUUCUUGCAAUUCCUUUGAGCAUCCUGAAUCUUUCACAUAGGCACAGUGUCCACACCUGCACAUGCCUAUGACUAAUCCAUUCCAACAGAACAUUGAUUUAAAACGGGGAUACACAUAUAUUUUUCUCAGAAGGUAUAGAAGAUGGCAUUCCAAUUACAAGGUAUACAACCUUGAGAAGUUGUUCUCUAGUAAAUCAAUCAUUUGUACCUGGUUAUGGUUUCUCUGUGACCACACUACAUUUCCAACAAAUAUUCAAUAAAGACCAGCCAAAGCAUCAAGAACUAGAGCUCUCUAAUAAGAUGUGCAGGUGGCAAAAUAGCCUGUUGUGCUUUACACCUACUAACUGUUGACAACUUUAGACUAUGAUGUGCUUCUCUGCUGUUCACCUCUCUAGAGAGAUUAAAUUCUUCUGAACCAUUUUCUGUCCAAUUCAGCCAUCUGCAUCAUCAUCUGCUCAUUUCAAUUUCACUCUCUGUUUGCUUGAUUGCUUGCUGUCCUGCAUUUACCCAAAUCUGAACUUUAUGGUCAAUCAUAGGUGAUUAUACAGACCUGACGCACCUCCCUGUCUUUCAUCGUUGCUCCCCUAAAAUCUUAAAUUACUGUAAACAGCCUGAGAAUCUGUGAUUAUGUGAUUUUUCUCCAUGAUAACUGGCAACAGUCUACAGUCUUUUAGGUUAUUCCACCCUCUUGCUACUCAUUUAAGGUUAGUUACAUUUACCCAUCAUCUUUAAAUGUUAGAAAUUGCAUUUGAUAAUGGGAAAGAGCUGCUGAAUGACGAGAUACACUAUAAAAUCCUGGAUACCUGCAGGCUUUGCAAAAGGUCUUUAAUAACAUGGUAGUGAUUGCCUCCUUGAUCUACACCUUACUUAAACCUGUCAAUCAUCUGCCCAUUUUGGAGGCCUGCACCGCCUCUUUCGUUAAACUCUAAGCAUCUUCUCCAAAUCCCGCCACCCCGCCGAGUUUAGAUCAGCUGGAGACAAGCACUUCUGAUGAGUCCGUCCCUAUACACCUCCCAAAUUACCCUCAUAAAUGAUGCAAGCAUGUGCACGCAUGUGUCUGUGUGUCCUAGACUGGUGUUUAACCUACCAUGGGGGUGGCUUACCACUCAGCGGGAGCGAACAACCACGCGCUUCUUCUCUUCCAUCACCUCCUCCUCUCCGUCUUUGUCAGAGUUAGUGGCGAGAGUGACGUCGAGGAGAAAACAAAGAAGAUUCCAAGAGUCCCUGAUGAGCACUAGGUCAAGGUCACUGCCCAAUUAUCCAUGUCUUUCAUUUUCAUUCUGUCUUUUCAGUUCUCUCUACUAUCCUCUCUGUUCCCUCAUUUUCUCGUUCACCAGGCGGGAAAGUAAUCGUUGUCAUCCCAUGCUGUGGUGUCGAGGUUAAGUGGAGGUGAUCAUGUCUCCUUGUGGAAAGGCUAGUUCCUUGAGAAGCAGCAGACUCCUGGAGAGGCAUGUCUGAGAAGUGCUGCGGUUAAGACAAAGGCUUAGUUUGACUCAUUUGUUUGGUAUCUGGUCGUCUACAAAGCCACUAUCACUUUAGGUUGACUUUCAGUGUUUUGAAUGGAAAAACUGAAGGCCACUUUCUUGUACGUACACACACUAUUUAGAGGAUUUUGAUUAGGACGACCUGAAGUGUUUAUAAUUUAUCGCUUUAAUAUGAAAUUUACAGGUACACAAGAAUGUCCCAAACAAAAUAAAACAAAAAGUAAAGGAUCAUAAUCAUUUUCAAUACCCCAUAAAUUUCUGAGAAAAGAUGUUCUUGCUCGUCUUGCUAAUGCUUUUGUUUUUCAUACAGUGCCUCUGAACUAAGCACAAUGCUCCAGUUCUUGCUUUGGAGAUGACAAAAUUAGAUGAUCUCAUAAUUUUCAUCAGUUUUCAUCAUUUUUGUACUCAUAAACGCCUACAAUGUGAAUCAGGAUUGCCACUCCUGAAUUGGUACUUUCCUUGUCAAUCGAAUGCAUUGUCAUUAUCACUAAGUGAUAAUUAACUUAUGUGCAUCAUUUGGCUUCUUUGUUUGUAUGACAAUGUUUUGUUUUUUGAUUUUGUUUUUCAAAUGCUGUUGUUUAAAUAAAGUGCAUUCAAGGAAAUGGA
Molecule: messenger RNA, 7206 nt
Organism: Puntigrus tetrazona (Sumatra barb)
Lineage: Eukaryota; Metazoa; Chordata; Actinopteri; Cypriniformes; Cyprinidae
Gene: satb2
Product: SATB homeobox 2
Exons: 15
Coding region: 206-3151 (981 amino acids)
Biological process (GO): chromatin remodeling; regulation of transcription by RNA polymerase II
Molecular function (GO): RNA polymerase II cis-regulatory region sequence-specific DNA binding; DNA-binding transcription factor activity, RNA polymerase II-specific
Source: RefSeq, a predicted model, not a curated record